Messenger RNA from Sturnus vulgaris (Common starling), 8353 nucleotides. Lineage: Eukaryota; Metazoa; Chordata; Aves; Passeriformes; Sturnidae. The record is from RefSeq and is a predicted model, not a curated record.
UUCAUACAUGGUUUGCAUGAAAUUCUUCACUUGAAGGAUACUCUUUAGAGUCUUACCGAAAACUACAUCCUAGCAUGUAGGUUAUAACACCAUCAUCAUGGACUCUUCAACUGUUGCAACAUUUUCUUACAAGUAACAGAGAAACAAUCAAAAUUUAAAAUUAAUUUUUGAAUUGAGAAAUUUUCUGAUGUUAUAGAAUGUUGGAAGUUUUAUGCAUGUGAAUAUUGAUUGCCUUAUGCUUUUUGUCACUCUUUGGAAAACAGCCAUGGACAGUGGUUUUCUCAGAAUCUCCUGUGACAAGAAGAGAAGAGCAGUUGCAGUUGUAGAAGUUGUAGUUCUGCCAGAGAUGGACCUGUCACUUGUGGUCAGGUGGCAUCAGUUCAGGGGCUUUCAGUGGUUGUUCCCAGUGCAAACAAAGUACUGUGGCGUGGUGCUUUAAAUGGUAGAUUUAGUAUAGCUGCAUCUGAUUAUUUCCAGAGCAGUAAUCUGAGUCUUUCCUGGAACGAGACCUUAAAUUUCUGGUAAUUGUGUGCUUAUAUAUGCUUACUUCAACAUAAACUCAGCAGUUCAGCCAAACAGUCCUCUAACAUGGCAGAGAAGUCGCUAGAAAUCUUGUUUGCUGAUGCUUUGCCUUCGUAUUUUUGCCUUUAAUAGGCAUAUGACACCUGAGGAUCUUGUUGACCUGAAAGUGUCCAAGUUAUUGUUCCUCUGAGCCUGGCAGUUAUGUUUUGUGAGGGAAUAUGUUGUUACAUAUCCUCAUUGCACUCCAUUAUGCCAAUAAAGCUGACUUACAUGAUCAGACAUCUGGUUUUGGCACACAGCAAAUCUUCACGCAGGCAUGAGGAGUCUGUGUGUGCACUGUUGUGUAGCUACAUGUGUACAUGCAAGAUGUGUCAGCUGAGCAGGGAUUAGAUAUAGAAUGCCUGUGCAAGUUCAGAGUCCUGUGGCUAGAUGAUAAUUUCUCAGCUACAAUGCAUUGAUCAUCAGACGGAAGAACUGCUCUCAGUCUCCUCAUCCCUUCUGUAGAGAGGUGGUAUUGUGCCAUUUUCCCCUCUCUUCAAAGAAUUAGAUGGAGAUACUGUGCAAGGCUUGAGUUGUGAUGAAGUGGCUGGAGGAGGGUUGAAACGGUAUGGACGUGAAAAAUGUAUUAUGAGCUAGGUCUGCCUGAAGAUAUAAUCCUACUUAGAAUACAAAAGUACUUCAUGUGUGGGCUAGCUUAGUGUUGAAGUGGUUUUUCUUGAAUUAUUUUCUUUUCCCAUUUCUGAUUCAUGGGAACACAAGAAAGCUUGCUCUUCCCAAACUCUGAGGUAAGAGCAUUGGUUGGAAAGUGGGGAUUUUUAACGAGCAUGUUCUUUCCCCAUGUGACAUCACUUGUGGACGCUACAAGCUCCAUUUCCCUGGAAACAGAUUUAAUUUUAGGUAUUUUUAAAGGUUGCUGCUUGAUGAUGAACCAUAUGGACAUAUGAAGGAAAAUGCCAGUGUUAAAGGCAACAGUUGUUACAAAGCUAAUGAUUUAAGGAAAUCCAAUUAUGCAAGGUUGUUUUGAGAUGAGAAACAUCCAUUUUCUUCCUUAUUGCUCUUGCCCGUGGAAUGAAAAAUAAAAAUAUUAUAGGAAAUUUAAAAAGAAAUUUGUUCUGUAACCUCAGUACAAAGAUUAAGGGCUGUCUUACAAUGCAUUUCAGUAUAGCUAUUAUGUAACUGAAUGUGUAUUUAUUCUCUCCCUAGACUGUACAUGCCUUUUGGCUUUGGGGAACAGAACUCGCCAUGGGACAACCUCAAAGAUAUCUCUCCAGACGGGCUCUCUUGCUUGGCUGAUGUGUCUGCUCUCCUGACUGUCUUCAUACCCAAAGGAUUUAUUUUCCUUUUGGAAAUAUUUUAAGUUGAAAUUUUGUUCCUCACUGGAAACUGUCUACGCUAAAGACUGCAUGCAUCAUGGGUGACAUGGCAAACAACUCGGUUGCAUAUAGCAGCGUAAAAAAUGCUGUAAAAGAAGCUAAUCAUGGAGAUUUUGGAGUUACUCUUGCAGAGCUCCGUUCUCUUAUGGAACUUCGAGCUGCAGAUGCACUGCAUAAAAUACAGGAAUGCUAUGGUGAUGUACAUGGCAUCUGUACAAAGUUGAAAACUUCACCAAAUGAAGGUUUAAGUGGCAAUCCAGCAGAUAUAGAAAGGAGAGAAGCAGUUUUUGGAAAGAACUUUAUACCUCCUAAAAAGCCAAAAACAUUUCUUCAGUUAGUAUGGGAAGCACUACAGGACGUUACGCUAAUUAUAUUAGAAAUUGCAGCUGUAGUAUCCUUGGGCCUUUCUUUUUACCAGCCUCCAGGAGGAAACGAAUCAUUAUGUGGAUCAGUAAAUGUUGGUGAAGAAGAAGAGGAAUCUGAAGCAGGUUGGAUUGAAGGAGCAGCAAUCCUUCUAUCUGUAGUUUGUGUGGUAUUAGUAACAGCUUUCAAUGACUGGAGUAAAGAGAAACAAUUUCGGGGAUUGCAGAGCCGUAUUGAACAAGAACAGAAAUUCACAGUCAUCAGAGGUGGCCAAGUCAUCCAAAUACCAGUAGCUGACAUAAUUGUUGGAGAUAUUGCACAAGUGAAAUAUGGUGACCUUUUACCGGCUGAUGGUGUUCUCAUUCAAGGAAAUGACCUCAAAAUUGAUGAAAGCUCGCUGACUGGGGAAUCUGAUCAUGUUAAGAAAUCUCUGGACAGAGAUCCUAUGCUGCUGUCAGGUACACAUGUGAUGGAAGGCUCUGGAAGAAUGGUGGUUACUGCUGUAGGUGUGAACUCUCAGACUGGAAUCAUCUUUACCUUACUUGGGGCUGGAGGAGAUGAAGAGGAGAAGGAGAAGGAAAAAGAAAAGAAGGAAAAGAAAAGUAAAAAGCAAGAUGGAGCUGUUGAAAACCGUAACAAAGCUAAAGCUCAGGAUGGUGCAGCCAUGGAAAUGCAACCACUGAAGAGUGAGGAUGGUGGAGAUGGAGAUGAGAAAGACAAGAAGAAAGCAAACUUGCCAAAGAAGGAAAAGUCAGUUCUUCAAGGCAAACUCACAAAGCUCGCAGUUCAGAUUGGCAAAGCAGGUUUGUUGAUGUCUGCAAUCACAGUCAUUAUCCUUGUGUUAUAUUUUGUAAUUGAUACCUUCUGGGUUCAGAAGAGACCUUGGCUUGCUGAAUGUACCCCAAUUUAUAUUCAGUAUUUUGUGAAGUUCUUCAUUAUUGGAGUUACAGUCUUGGUGGUGGCAGUACCAGAAGGUCUUCCACUUGCAGUCACUAUAUCUCUGGCUUACUCUGUUAAGAAAAUGAUGAAAGAUAAUAACUUGGUGAGACAUCUGGAUGCAUGUGAAACUAUGGGCAAUGCAACAGCUAUUUGCUCAGAUAAAACGGGAACAUUGACCAUGAACAGAAUGACAGUGGUCCAAGCCUACAUCAAUGAAAAACAUUAUAAAAAAAUUCCAGAACCAGAAGCUAUUCCAGAGAAGACUAUGGCUUAUCUUGUGACAGGAAUUUCUGUUAAUUGUGCUUAUACUUCCAAAAUACUGCCUCCUGAAAAAGAAGGUGGCCUACCACGUCAUGUUGGAAAUAAAACUGAAUGUGCCUUGCUGGGAUUGCUCUUGGAUUUAAAACGUGAUUACCAGGAUGUAAGAAAUGAGAUACCUGAAGAGGACUUGUACAAAGUGUACACCUUCAACUCUGUUAGAAAAUCGAUGAGUACUGUGUUAAAAAACUCUGAUGGCAGUUUCCGGAUAUUCAGUAAAGGUGCCUCUGAGAUAGUUCUUAAAAAGUGCUUCAAAAUACUGAGUGCUAAUGGAGAACCAAAGGUAUUUAGACCUAGGGACCGCGACGAUAUUGUGAAAACUGUAAUUGAGCCAAUGGCUUCUGAAGGUCUCAGAACCAUCUGCUUGGCAUUCAGAGACUUCCCAGCAGGGGAGCCUGAGCCAGAGUGGGACAAUGAAAAUGAUAUUGUUACUGGUCUGACAUGCAUUGCUGUUGUUGGGAUUGAAGAUCCUGUGAGACCUGAGGUACCUGAUGCAAUAAAAAAGUGUCAACGUGCAGGCAUAACUGUACGUAUGGUCACUGGUGAUAACAUUAAUACUGCUCGUGCUAUUGCAUUGAAAUGUGGCAUUCUGAAUCCUGGCGAAGACUUCCUGUGUUUAGAGGGCAAAGACUUUAACAGGAGAAUACGCAAUGAAAAAGGAGAGAUAGAGCAAGAGCGAAUAGAUAAAAUCUGGCCAAAGCUUCGUGUUCUUGCAAGAUCUUCUCCCACUGACAAACACACUCUAGUAAAAGGUAUAAUUGACAGCACUGUCUUUGACCAGAGGCAAGUUGUAGCAGUAACUGGUGAUGGUACCAAUGAUGGUCCAGCUUUGAAGAAGGCAGAUGUUGGAUUUGCUAUGGGUAUUGCUGGAACAGACGUAGCUAAAGAAGCUUCUGAUAUUAUCCUUACAGACGACAACUUCACCAGUAUUGUUAAAGCAGUUAUGUGGGGACGAAAUGUCUAUGACAGCAUCUCCAAAUUUCUUCAGUUCCAACUUACUGUCAAUGUAGUAGCAGUAAUUGUUGCUUUUACAGGAGCAUGCAUAACACAAGAUUCUCCACUUAAAGCUGUGCAGAUGCUGUGGGUAAAUCUCAUAAUGGACACAUUAGCUUCUCUUGCCCUGGCAACAGAGCCACCCACUGAAGCUCUUCUGCUGCGGAAGCCUUAUGGUAGAAACAAACCUUUGAUUUCUCGUACAAUGAUGAAGAACAUAUUGGGUCAUGCAUUCUACCAGCUUGUAGUGGUCUUCACACUCCUGUUUGCUGGUGAGAAAAUUUUUGACAUCGAUAGUGGAAGAAACGCGCCUCUGCAUGCUCCUCCUUCAGAGCAUUAUACCAUAGUGUUUAAUACAUUUGUGAUGAUGCAGCUUUUCAAUGAAAUUAAUGCCCGAAAGAUUCAUGGUGAAAGAAAUGUUUUUGAAGGAAUCUUUAACAACGCUAUCUUCUGUUCUAUUGUGCUGGGGACAUUUGUUGUGCAGAUAAUUAUUGUGCAGUUUGGUGGAAAGCCUUUCAGUUGCUCAGAACUCACAAUUGAACAGUGGCUGUGGUCCAUUUUCCUGGGCAUGGGCACACUACUUUGGGGCCAGUUGAUUUCAACAAUUCCAACCAGCCGACUGAAAUUCCUUAAAGAAGCUGGUCAUGGAACACAAAAGGAAGAGAUUCCUGAAGAAGAACUAGCAGAAGAUGUAGAGGAGAUUGAUCAUGCUGAGAGAGAAUUGCGUCGUGGUCAGAUCUUGUGGUUUAGGGGCCUAAACAGGAUACAAACUCAGAUGGGAUGGUCCUUUCUCUUGUUCUCUCUCUCUCUUGCUGAGCAAGCUGUCACAAUCUCUGAUUCCUUGCAGAUGGAUGUAGUGAAUGCUUUCCAGAGUGGAAGUACCAUUCAGGGGGCUCUAAGGCGGCAACCCUCCAUCGCCAGCCAGCACCAUGAUAUCCGAGUGGUGAAUGCAUUUCGUAGCUCCUUGUACGAGGGGCUGGAGAAACCUGAGACACGAAGUUCAAUUCACAAUUUUAUGACGCAUCCUGAGUUUAGAAUAGAAGACUCCGAGCCUCAUAUUCCCCUUAUUGAUGAUACUGAUGCUGAAGAUGAUGCUCCAACAAAACGCAACUCUAGUCCCCCUCCCUCUCCCAAUAGAAAUAACAAUGCGGUUGACAGUGGAAUUCACCUUACAACAGACAAGAACAAGUCUGCUACCUCUUCAUCCCCAGGGAGCCCACUACAUAGUUUGGAAACAUCACUCUGAUUGUAAGCUGAAUGUUAACACACUAGCUGCAUUGUAAAGAAAUUGAAACUGGGUCUCUUCACACAUUAUGAUGGACAAGAUGCUAUUCUUGUCUUGGACUUCAACAGAAGAAACACUUGUACGAAUGUAGAUUUAUUUUUUUAAAAAAAGCUUUCUGCCAGACUGGAGGGUGCUUUUCUGGGGGUGGGAGUAAUAAUGAACUCUGACAGAUAAACAGUAACUCAGCAUAAGUGACCUGUGGAUCAUCUGUUGUACUAAGAAUGGUCCUGAAGAGUGUGUUAGCAGAGCUUUAGUUUAUCAUGAUCCUUUUCUGAGGGGAAAGCUGGGAAGGGCAAGGAGGCCCUGGAUCAUUGAAUUGAUACUUUAAUUUCUGCUGUUGGCUGUUAAUAAUUUGGAUUAUUUAUGUUUAUAAAUGAUACAGAUCUGUUUACAAGGUUUGUAGAUACUUUUUUGUUCCUGUUCAUAGAUGGGAAGCUUCCUUAUAAAUGAUGCAGAGAAGACAAAAAAAACAAAACAAAAAAACCAAAAAAACUAGUCCUUCAAAUACUGCUGUAUUUUCAGGAAAAGGGUGUUUCUAUUGAAACUGUACUAAAUUUUGCCUGCAAUUUACCUUGUUAAAUAUUGUAGAUAAAUUGCUACUACUAAUAGCCAAAUAGAUAACACUAAUGCUUUGUAAAAACAUGAGCAGUGGUGUUCUAAUGAAGUUAUGGCCUCUGUCCUAAUUAGUUUCUUAAAUACAUUUACUACUUAAUGGUUUUGAAACAACUGUUUAAUUUUUAAAAAUUUUGAGAAACUUAAUGAAUAACUUUUGUUCAGAACUUAGUAGGAUUGUUUAAUGCAGGACAUCAAUACGUGAUGGAACUUGCUUGAAAUAUUUCUGUUAUCUCGGGCAAAAUGGAUUAAAUCAAAAUACAUCAGAAUCUUAGUCCUUUGUUUUUGUCUAAUCAUGUUAGUUUAGUGCUGUCUUGGUGAACUGUGAGUGGAACUGUGAUUUUUUUCUAAUCUAUAGAAUCCUUCAUGCAGCAUGAGGGCUGUUGGCAUUUUGAAAGGUUGAUAGUGGGUAGCAUACAUGUUCUCCUUUUUGUUUUUGAAACUUGUUUGUAAACAUGAAUAAAUCUGCCCUUUUGUUAAAAUAAAAUUGCAGCAAUGGUUUCUUACAGAUUUUUUUUUCUCAGCUCCUUCACUGGAAAUACAGAGAGUACUCUUUUGUGUUACUGGUUACCUUUAAACUGCAAUUUCAAGAUGGUAACAGCCCCACUCCAAAUAGCUCUUUGGGUAAAUGGAAUCAUGGUGGCUGCCUCCAGAAUGAAUGUAAGUUAAGGUACUCAAAAGUCUUCACUGAGCCAAAAGGAUACUCCUGGGGAAUUAUCAGUCUGCCUGAAAUUCCGAGACUUACUGUGAGUACCAUGUAAUAAAUGUAUCUCUGACUGCUUAAGUGAGGGAGACUGAGAACUGAUGUAAAGCACAGGUGAAAUGCACCAGAACUGAUCGACUAGAGAUUGACUGAAGAAGUUAUGGUCUGCCUCUGCUGUAUUGUUCAGACAGCGAAGGAUGAUGAAACAGUACUUGGUCUGGCACUUACUCAUGUUUUCUAGGUUCAAUACUACUAAAAAGAACAACAGAAGGCAUGAGUUGUAAGAUUUUCUUUUUCCAGGUCUGUAUUCUUUAAGAAAGCAAGUGAAUUUUUUUGUCAAAUAAUCCAGAAUUAUGGACAUUUUUAAAGUGGUCCCUUCAAAGGACUGCAAUAAUUAAGUUGGUAAUGAGGAAGGAGAUGAUACUAGAGCUAACUGCAGAAAUGAACAGGUUGGGAAGCUCAAGCACAUCUUUCCCUUGUGGUGGGGUACAUGCAUGCUUGGGGUUGUCCUUUAGCAGAUAUUGUUCGACCUGUGGCACUGUAUCCCACUGUCAACCACUCCUGAAUUCCAUCUUUUCUAUUGUACUUCAGUAAAUACACUGAAUUCUAGGCAAGGGGGUCGAGGGUGGGGGGUUGCACUUGACACUUUGUAUAGUAAUUCCUCCCACAUGUUUCUAGCACUUUUCUUACAUCAUAGUUCUUAUCUAGAGCGCUUGGUAGGGGCGUCAGUUUUUAUGUAAGCUAUUUUCUCUUUACUACAACAAUCAGAUAAGCAUUGGCUUAAAAAAGGAGUUUUCUUUACCUGUGAAGUACACUGCCAUGUGGAAAAGUAUCUUCAUUUAACUUCAUUAAUGAGUAAUGAUUUGACUUCAUUUCAAAACAGACUUUAAUUUUCCCCUCUUCUCUAGGUGUGAUCAUGACUGCAUGUUAUCUUUUUUGGAAUAAAAUCUACACUUAAGCCUUUUGUGGGGGGUGGGAGGGUGAAUGUAGGGUUUGUACAUCAAUGGUCCCUCUUGAUUCUGUUAACAUCAGUGUGCUGUUCUUACAGGAAACUUCCUUACAGAAAUAAGGAAAAGUUGUUUAAGAGGGGGGUAUGCUUUCUUUGUGAUCUCAAGAAAUCAUAACAUUGCCUAGAUUAUGAAAUGGUUUUCACUAAGCUCAUGAGGCCUUCAUUGCCUUUCUGGUUGUAAGGUUUACUUGUCUUUCUUCUUGUAACUGAAAUAAAUAAAAGUGCUGUUCAUCUCA